AUGGAUUUGGACCCCGAAGACGUUUUCAAGGACCAUGAAGACGACGAAGACAGCGAAUUCUUCCUGCUUAGGGAUUCAACCAAAGAGUUCGUCGUGUAUCUCAUCGACGCUUCUCCGAAGAUGUUCACCGCCACUUGUCCUGGAGCAGAUGGGGAGAAUGAGACUCACUUCCACAUAGCAGUCACUUCUGUGGCACAGGCGCUGAAGACGCAUAUUAUUAAUCAUACGUAUAAUGAAGUUGCUAUCUGCUUCUUUAACACGAAGGAGAAGAGGAACUCGCAGGACCUCAGUGGUGUUUUCGUGUUUGAUGUUGCUGAGAGAGAGCAUUUGGAUAGGCCAACAGCGAGACUUAUAAAAGAGUUUGGUUGUGUCGAGGAAUUAUUUGCAAAAGAGAUUGGCAGUCAAUAUGGUAUUGUAUCUGGAUCCUGGGAGAAUUCACUCUACAAUGCUCUUUGGGUGGCACAAGCGUUACUUCGCAAAGGAUCUACUAAGACAGCUGAAAAAAGGAUACUUCUGCUUACAAAUGAAGACGAUCCAUUCAGGAAUAUCAGUGGUAUAGCUAAAGCAGAUAUGAUACGAACCACCUUGCAGCGAGCUAAAGACGCACAAGAUCUUGGCAUCUCAAUUGAACUAAUUCCCUUUAGCAGACCAGAUGAGGAGUUCAAAGUUUCGAUUUUCUAUGCUGAUUUGAUUGGACUGGAAGGUGAUGAUCUUAUUGAAUACAUGCCAUCUGCAGGACAGAAAUUGGAAGAUAUGAAAAAUCAACUAAGAAAACGGAUGUUUGCGAAGCGGAUAGUUAAACGAAUCAAGUUCGUAAUUACAAAUGGAUUGUCAAUUGACCUGCAUACGUAUGCUUUAAUACGCCCUACAGCGCCAGGGGCAAUAACGUGGCUGGAUUCAGUAACCAAUCGUCCUUUGAAGGCAGAAAGGUCUUUCAUCUGUGCUGAUACUGGUGCACUGAUGCAGGGACCACUGAAGCGCUAUCAGCCGUAUAAGAAUGAGGAUGUGAAGUUUUCAGAGGAGGAGUUGAGGGAGAUCAAAAGAGUUUCAACAGGACAUCUGCGUCUUCUUGGAUUCAAGCCUCUAAGCUGCUUGAAAGACUAUCACAAUCUAAAACCUUCUACAUUUGUAUUUCCGAGUGACAAGGAAGUGAUAGGUAGCACUUGCGCUUUUGUUGCCUUGCACAGAGCAAUGAUACGAAAUCAGCGUUUUGCUUUGGCAUUUUAUGGUCUUUCAACUAAUCCUCGAUUGGUUGCCCUUGUUGCUCAAGAGGAGAUAAUUUCUGAUGGUGGUCAGUUUGAGCCACCAGGCAUGCACAUGAUAUUCCUACCAUAUUCUGAUGAUAUCAGAGACAUUGAACAGAGUCAGUUGACCACCAAGCGUCCAGCGCAUCGAGCAACUGAAGAUCAAAUUCAAAAGGCUGCCGCUUUAAUGAAACGUAUUUACUUGAAGGAUUUUUCAGUAUGCCAAUUUUCUAACCCUGCAUUGCAGAGACACUAUGCAGUGCUGCAGGCUUUGGCACUGGACGAAGACGAGAUGCCUGAGAUUCACGACGAAACACUGCCGGACGAAGAAGGCAUGUCUAGACCGGUAGUGGCUAAGGCCAUCCAAGAAUUCAGGACAUCAGUCUAUGGAGAGGACUAUGAUGAGGCAGAUGACAAGCCACGAGAAAGCGAGGCAUCAAAGAAACGAAAAGCUGCUGCAGAAAUUGUUGCUCAGGAAUACAAAAACUACGACUGGGAGGAACUUGCUGACAGUGGAAAGCUGAAGGAUUUGACCGUGGUGGAGCUGAAGUACUACUUGGCUGCCCAGAAACUCCCACUCGCCGGGAAGAAAGAAGUGCUCAUCAGCCGGAUUCUAACCCACCUGGGGAAGUAA
Messenger RNA from Linum trigynum, 1878 nucleotides. NCBI's taxonomy places the organism in Eukaryota, Viridiplantae, Streptophyta, Magnoliopsida, Malpighiales, Linaceae. The record is from the annotation of a GenBank genome assembly.